AUGAGAACUCUUCCACCCCUACAGCUCGACGGUAUCGAGUCCGACAGAGAGGAAGCCAUGGAAAUCCAGGCCCAGAAAGAAGAUGCCGAAAAUGCCGCCAAGCAGGACGAAGGCAAAGGCGCCAUUGAAGCCAUAACGGGCUUCUUUUCACCUCAGGCCAAUCCCGGGCCCAAGAAGAAGAAGCAGCGCCGCAUCAAAUACCGCUUCCUCACACCCUCUGAGUGGGCCAUCUUCGCUCACGGCGUCGGUGGUGUCAAGGAUACCGAAGGCCAUAUUGCACUUCACGCAACCUGCUGGUACUACCCGCCUAAGGGCAUUCCCCACGGCCUGUACCGAGAUGUCAUCUGGAUGCGCACCAAGUACUUCUAUUUCUACCAUGGCAUGAGCACCAUUCGCUGGUUCGGCUACAUCCUUCAGAUCAUCCUGGGCGCAGUCCUCACAGCCAUUGGCUCCAUCUCGUUCAAAGAUGGCACCCCGAUCACUGUCAUUGCAGCAACCAACACCGUCAACGCCGGCAUCCUCGCUCUCCUGCACAACAGCGGUCUUCCUGAUCGCUACCGCUCCGACCAAGCAGAGUUCAGCGACGUUGAAGACCAUAUCAAGAAAGUCCUCGAUACUGGCGUCGUCCCUGAAGACAUGACCGUCGACCAGGUCAUCGUCCAGUGUUUUGAUCUCUACUGGGAAGCUAAGCAAACCAUUCAAGCCAACAUUCCUGCAGUGUACACUCCAAGUUCUGUACUCCAGAGCGGACAGCGGGCUCCCGAGGGUCAGAAGCAAGACCAUGGGCCGGCAACGCCAGGACAGACGCCAGCCAACAACGGCCGCAACUCAAUCAUUGCAUCCCGGCUCUCUGGAUCGGCCACUGCGCCUGAUGCCGCGGCUGGCACCAAGGAUGGAGAGAAGUAA
Molecule: messenger RNA, 906 nt
Organism: Colletotrichum karsti
Lineage: Eukaryota; Fungi; Ascomycota; Sordariomycetes; Glomerellales; Glomerellaceae
Exons: 1
Coding region: 1-906 (301 amino acids)
Source: RefSeq, a predicted model, not a curated record